AUCCGGUGUUGCAGGUGCUAAACUCUCCUACGUCAUCUUUGCUUCGUGCAGUGGCGCGCUGCCUUUUGUAAAAUUUGCAAGGUAACAGCUGAAGUGUUGAGAGAGAAGUUUUUGGAAAGAAGAGUACAGGAAAAGUGCACAAAGUUCAAAUAUUUAAUGUUGCACAUGUUGAGAUGAUGAAUAUGGCAGUGGAAAAUGGAUCAAGUCAGAAGCGACACAACCCAGUAGACAGCAUAUGCAGAAAAAUCCAGACAAUUCAAAGACUGGAUCAGGAGGCUAAUCCAACAUUGCAGAUCCCAAAAUUCCUAUCUCGUAACUUUGAUAGCCCACAGACUAAUCUAAAGAAAAACUUGGAAGUGAUACUCAAGAACAGGACUAUAAAAGAUGAAAAGGACUUGCUAUUCUUUUCAAGCCCUGAUUGUGACAAAUUAAACUACAGGGAAACGCCAGACAAAUCAUCUUGCCUUCAGUGGAGUAUAGAUAGCCGGUCUCCUGCUAAUGCCACCUAUACCAUCUCUAGUAUGAAAGCUGACCAGUCAACACUUCCUUGGCCCUGGACACGCAGUUGUUCUACUCCUGCCAACCUGCCCAGGGAGAGUUGCUUCACUUUCCAACAGUCUUCCAUCGGCAACAAUGCAGAGUGCAAAAGUAUAUUUUUCGAUAAAGUGGAUAAUUUGGGAAGUCCAAUGCUUUGUAACGUGAGCUCUCGUGUACAUUCACAAAAAUCCCGCCAGUCUUUUGUUGUUAAAAGGCUUUCCCUAGGAGAAGAUACAGCUUCUAGAACAAGAACUGAGAGCAGAAUUGAUGGCUCUACUGAAGUAAGCUUAAUUUCAGAAGAGGAUCUUCUUGAUACCAUUUUUCAUGCUUGUGACACUCGGCGCAGAGGAAAGGUCGUUGUGUCCAGAAUUGUGGAUUAUCUUCGUCAUACAACCAGCCGAGGAUCUGAGGACAGUGGUCUGGAGGAGCUAUGCAACAUGCUGGACCCAGAGCAUAGGGACAUCUCUAUUGACCUUGACACUUAUCGUGCUAUAAUGAAGGAGUGGAUUGAGGACUGCAGGAACAAAGGAAACACAAGUCUAGCAGCAAGCACAACUGGAGAGUCCUCCCAAAUAUUGAGAGAAAAUCUGCUACCAGCAGCAAGAUCUGUACCAUUGAAUGUAACCAUUGGAAGUUUAGAAGCAUUUGGAGGUGAAGUCUCAAGAGGAGAUUUAGAGACCUCUGACUUGGUUUACUGUGUUGCUGAUCUUCAGUUCAAUAACCAAAAACUGCUAGAUGAGAUGAGAAAGAUGAAACAUGCUGUGGAAACAACUGAAGAAGCAAAUCACAAACUGGUUGAAGAGAUAGAGAAACUCCGUGCUCAUGCAAGAAGUGGUCAGCAGGCUGUAACAAAAAUGAAGGAACUGAAAGAAGAACUUGAGGAGCUGAAGGUAAACCUGAGCCAAGCAGAAGAGAACAGAGUCAAAAGUGCUGCUCGUAGUAAACAAUUGGAAAAGGACAACCAGUCUCUUAUCAGUCAAAUAAAUUUGCUUGAAGAAGAGAAUUUCAGGAAUACAGAGAAUAUCAAUAGCCUGCAAAAGAAACUGAAUGAUUUGUGCAACAUCAAUGCUGAUCUUCAGGUGCAAAUUCAUUCCUUGGAUAGUGUUCUUAGUGAAAAGAAUGUCCUACUGCGUAAUAAAAAUACCCACAUUGAAGAACUUCGUGGUACAAUUUCUGAAUAUUCUUCACUAAUAGAACUACUGAGGAAUGAAAAGAAUAAACUUGAGACUCGCAUCCAGUUAGUGCAGCAGGACCUUGCAACGAGGACAAUGGGCAUCUCUGGAGUUUGUGUACUUAACCGCACCCUUUCUGGAUCCCUUCAUAGUGAGCUGACACUUGCCCAACAGUCACCUGAGCCUUAUGGAAAAGAAAGAACAUCAAUAUCGUCUUUGGAUGAAACUUUGGACCGAGAUAUCUUUAUGUUUUUACAAAGUCCUGAACCGGACCAAAUGUGUGCUGAAUUUAAGAACAUCAUCCAAAAAUUGACUAGUGACUUUUCUCAAGAUGCUGGUGUGGUGGCAGCAUAUUUCAAACACCUAACUGAAACGCAAAUAGGAAAUGAAGUACAAAAGAAGACACUUGAGACUCUAACAAGAGAAAUGGAAGAGAAAAGAGACACUUGGAUCCAAAAUCUUCAACAGCUGGAAAGGCACAAAUCCUCACUUGAAAAGGAAUUGCUUAAAAUGGGAAACAGCAUACAAGGGUCUAGAGCAGAAAUUGCCACCUUGAAGAAAGAUCUGUCUUCCAGGCUACGAGAACUGGAGGCUCAGAAGCGCCUGCAAGAGGAAGCAGAAUAUUCUGUGAAAAGCCAUUGUGAGAUGAAAGAAGCUGCAAGUCAAACAGAGCCAGCAGAACUCGGGGUAGAGCUUCCAAAUGUACCAGAAGAGGAGACUAGAGGAUGUGAACUAAUGGGAUUGACUUCCAGCAGCCCAGGACUUGUGGAUAAUCAAUCUUCCCUGUUGCUUGGCUGUCAAGCACUGCAAAAUAACUUCAAGGACAAGUUUAACCCUGCUUAUUCAUCUGAAGAGGCUUUGUCUUCUGGACACAUCUGCCAGGAAACCAAAUUGGAUCAUAUGGGUGAUGCUGAGCAACUGAUCACUAGUGGCGUUCCAGAAGAAGCCUUCGUGCGAAAUAAAGUUGAAGUUGAUACUGGAAUCGGUGAAGUUUCAGGAGACAGACAACUCGUUGAUGGUGACCUCCAAAGUCCUGAUAAAAGCAGGGUGAGCACAGAAAAACUGGCUUCACAAACUACAUUUAAAAUAAAUUUGGCAAUGGUAAAGAACAUGGAUGCUAUUCAGGAGAAUGAAGGACAAAUGUGCGGGAGCUCUUCUAUUUCAGAUAAAGAUUCAUCUGUCACUGAAAAUGAAACUCCGAAUGAAGCUUCUGCAUCCAAAAAUGACAAUGGGAGUGCAUCUCCAAAUGACCUCAAUGACAAGGAAAUUGAGGCUGAAUUUCAUCGAUUAUCACUGGGUUUUAAGUGUGAUAUGUUUACUUUGGAGAAGAGGUUAAGAUUGGAAGAAAGAUCUAGGUAUCUGGCUGAAGAGAAUUUGAAGAAAGAAGUUAACAGUUGUAAAGAAUUAAUUGAGGCUCUGGGCCCUUUUUGUAAGGAUAGCAAUCAGACUGGAGAAAUCCUUGACAGACUCCAUAAAAACAUUGAUGUUCUUAUGAAGUCUAUGAAUCGAGUUGCAACAAACUCUGAAAUGCUUGGAGCAAUUCACCAGGAAAGCAGAGUCAGCAAAGCUGUGGAAAUCAUGAUUCAGCAUGUGGAGAAUCUGAAACGAAUGUAUGCAAAGGAGCAUGCUGAACUUGAGGAGCUGAAACAGAAUCUUCUGGAGAAUGAGAGGUCAUUUGGCUCCUACUUAGACAGAGAUAAUCUGGGGGGUAAGAAAUUACCAAAUUCUCAGUUUAACAAGUCUAACUCUCAAAGACGAGUAAGCAUUGCUGCAAUUCCCAGAAAUGUUGGAAAUGCUGUUCUUUUUGAACUGCCUAAGCUCCAUGAAACUGUAGGAGGAGAUGUGCAGCCCAGACGGCCUCAUACAUGGAAAGGGCUGGGUGGAAAGCAAUACACUCGCCCCACAUUACAGCGAUUCAUUAGCACGUCCACAUGGGCAGAGGCCGGUGAGCUCUCUUUAAACAAAGGGCCUGAACAAGAAACAGAAAUCACUCCAACAGUGGAAAAGCGAGAGGAAGUACAGGAACGAAAAGCAAGCCUCUCAGAAAAGGGGAAUAAAAUAUCAAUUGCCUCCACAAUCUAUAACAGCCUGUUUUCACAUAUCGCUGAUUACAGACAGAAUUUCACUAAACCCACCAAAGGACUUUGGAUCUCUCUGUUUAUGAUUGUGCUGUUUGCUGCCUUUAUUGGCCUUAUUGCAGGAUUUGCCUUGCAGCCAGCUGCUGAUGCUGCCCCCGUCGGGACAGGUGACUCCUGGGUAGCGAUACAACAGCUUUUAUGGCCUUACACUGGACUUCGACAUCACGGUCAGCCUCCUGUUUAAUUAUAAUCCCUUCUUGGGAAAUGUUCACUUUUUUUUGGUCCACUUAUUUAAACCAUUUUUGUUUUAUUGAAGAACUGGAGACACCUUAUUCCUAGUUUGUGACUUUACUAAAUUCUAUAUACACAAAACACUGUAAUUCUAAAAUAAUGUUAAAGAUACAUUACACAGAAGAUGUAUAUAUUCAGUGCUCUUAAUGUUUGGAGGAAUAAAGAAAUCCUUAAAUUGUCAA
Polypterus senegalus (gray bichir) is the source of this 4260-nucleotide messenger RNA. Its product is annotated as lymphoid-restricted membrane protein. Gene Ontology annotation, cellular component: endoplasmic reticulum membrane. Lineage: Eukaryota; Metazoa; Chordata; Cladistia; Polypteriformes; Polypteridae. The coding region runs from base 174 to 4031 and encodes 1285 amino acids. The record is from RefSeq and is a predicted model, not a curated record. The transcript is spliced from 35 exons.